AUGUGCCUAUGCUGCGGGGAUACCGAGCCUUCCCAAGUCACCCCUGAAAGACCAAGAAGGCUGCAUCCUGCAGAGAUCACUGAACAGCAGCUUGCUAAUAAACGUAUUCAGCACUUCCAAGAGCUACAGAAAGAGAAAAGGAGAUUGAGUAAACAGUUUGCAAACCCCAACCCCAUUCAAGAUCCAGGACUGCUAGUAAGUACAGAGGUUUCACUGAAAAUAACUGGUCCUUAUACAUAA
Messenger RNA from Otolemur garnettii (small-eared galago), 240 nucleotides. RefSeq names its product coiled-coil domain containing 179 (gene CCDC179). NCBI's taxonomy places the organism in Eukaryota, Metazoa, Chordata, Mammalia, Primates, Galagidae. The record is from RefSeq and is a predicted model, not a curated record. The transcript has 3 exons. The coding region runs from base 1 to 240 and encodes 79 amino acids.